GCUUCAUUUAUCUCCAAUCUUGCUGUGUUUAGACUGCUCAGUCCCGCCUUCAUGGGAUCCCUCCUGCUUCUUACCCAAACACGCAACUUUAUUUACCCAACUUUUUGGUCAACAACUGCACACAAGCUGCGUGGAGCCGCUCCUGCCGGUCAUGCUGCGUUUACACGCCAGCGGUUGAGACGACCACUUCGAGUUGGCCAACACGUUUACCAACAUUUUUCAGACUUUUAGAGUUUGGGGGACCAGAGGAGAAGCGAGGACGUGUUGUUUUAAGGAUUGUUCAUGGCAAAGAUGCCAAACUCUGGCUGCUUUGGAGUUUUUCUCGCCACGGUGACCCUCAUUCUUCUCGUGGGCAGUUCGUUCAGUGCUCAACAUUUCAAGAGCUCCUUCCACCGACGAACCAGGACCUCAGAGCCUGUUGUAAUACCUCGCCACUUUUCCCGUGUUUAUCUGAGCAAAGAUGAGCUCCGACGGUUACACUUUAAGCCCACCAUCACCUCCAUCCAGCUAUCAGAGGGCCAUGAAGCCAAAUUCAACUGCUCCAUUGACAUCCCCGACGCCAGGCUGGACCCCACCAUCAUCUGGAAGAAGAAUGGCGAGGACUUGCUCGCGGGGAUUCACGUGGUGGUCAACGAUCUCCGGACCGUUGCAGACGGUGUCACGACCAUCCUUUCCACUGUCAUCAUUGAUCGAGUGCAGAGGGUGGACGCCGGGGAGUAUCACUGCACAGUAAACAUCAGCAAUGAGGUCAAAGACUCUCAGCCCGUUAUUCUUGAGAUAGAAGGUCUGCCGACAUUUACACAGCACCCAGAGGACGUUAACAUAACGAAAGACACACCUUUCACUCUGUCGUGUAAGGCAGAAGGUCCUCCAGGGCCUGUUCACAUCGUCUGGCUACGCGAUGGCGUACCUGUCAGUGAUCCUGAGGAAUCUCCCAGCAACUACUCUGUGUCAGGUGUUGAGAAGCACACCAAGUUCAGCUGUGAGGCUUACAAUGCAAAGGGUCUCACCACAUCGAGAGAAGCAAGUGUUAACAUCAAAGUUCUUCCCAGUCCCGUUUCUAAUGUGGUGGUGACAGCGAGGCAGUCCAAUAAGCUGAUGUUGAACUGGAGACCUGAGCACGACGGCUUCUCAACACUCACCAAAUGCCACAUCAGGGUUAAGGAGGUGAGUCGCAGGAUAGGUGAGGUGAUGACCACCAGAAUAAUCAACGUCACAGUGCCCCCUUUUCACUGUGAAGUUCCCGGGCUGAAGGCCAUGACGUGGUAUAACUUGAGCGUUUCCUGCAGCAAUGAGGUGGGGGCCUCUCCUUUUACCAAAUGGGUCCAGAGCAACACCACGGAGGGAGUGCCGUCAGUGUACCCACGAAAUGUCACCGUGCAUCUGAACGAGUCGUGGCUCGUGAUUAGGUGGAAGCCUCCCCAAGAUGAUAAGAUAAAUGGCAUCCUGCGUGGUUAUGAUGUAAUUGUGAGACAUGGCACAGAUCACAAUAAGGUCCACACUGACAACACCACGGCCUUUGUAGCCCUGAAGGAAUUCAACACAACGUACAGUGUGGAGGUGGCUGCGUGCACGCAGGCGGGGAGCGGCAUGGUCAGCCCACGAGUCUGGCUCUUUGUGCCAGAGGAUAUAUCAGGGGUCAGACCUUCAUCCAGUCCUGACACAGCGGUUCCCCACUCGGCCUCGGUCGUCCUGGCAGUGGCGUGUUGUAUCUGUGUUCUGCUGCUCAUCUUCUGGGCAGUUAUAUACGUUCAGAACAGACCAUCCUUCUCUUGUUUUGGGCUGGAGUUUGGAGGUGGAGAAAAGCAGCCGCCCGCCGUCAUACAGUUCACAAACCAGAGAACCUACAAUCGAUCAGUAGUAGCUGUCACCCUUGGGAACCUCGGUGUGAGUGAAGAACUCCAGGCUAAACUUCAGGAUGUGAUGAUCACAAGGAAUCUGCUCUCUAUAGGAAAAAUCCUUGGAGAGGGUGAAUUUGGCUCAGUGGUGGAGGGACAUUUAAAACAAACUGAUGGCACGUCGGACAAAGUUGCUGUGAAAACAAUGAAAUUGGAUAGCUUCUCUCAAAGGGAGAUUGAAGAGUUCCUGAAUGAGGCGGCCUGCAUGAAAGAUUUCAACCAUCCUAACGUCAUCAAACUACUCGGUGUGUGCUUGGAGGUAGCUUCUGGGCAUUUCCCUAAACCCAUGGUCAUCCUCCCGUUCAUGAGGUACGGAGAUCUGCAUAGCUUCUUGCUGCGCUCACGCCUGGGAGAGGGUCCAAUGCAGUUUUUGCCCACUCAGACACUCCUGAAGUUUAUGGUGGAUAUUGCGUUGGGUAUGGAAUAUCUCAGUGGUCGUAACUUUCUGCAUCGUGACCUGGCGGCACGCAACUGCAUGCUGCGUGACGACAUGACUGUGUGUGUAGCAGACUUCGGGUUAUCAAAGAAGAUCUACAGUGGAGACUAUUACAGGCAGGGGAGGAUAGCCAAGAUGCCAGUAAAAUGGAUUGCAGUGGAGAGUCUGGCAGACAGAGUUUUUACUGUAAAGAGUGAUGUGUGGGCAUUUGGAGUUACCAUGUGGGAGAUUGCUACACGAGGCAUGACUCCGUACCCUGGAGUCCAGAACCAUGAGAUUUAUGACCAUCUUGUUGAAGGUCACCGACUCAAGCAACCACCAGACUGUCUGGAUGAUCUGUAUGAGAUCAUGUACAGCUGCUGGAGAGCUGAUCCAGUGGACCGCCCUUUGUUUCCCCAACUGCGAGCAAUGUUGGAAAAGCUCACAGAAAAGCUUCCAGAGUCUUUCAGCAAAGAGGACAUAAUUUAUAUUAACACCAGCUUUCCGGAAGAUGACCCAGAUGGGGAGGCGUUUCAUGCAGCGCAGCCUGCGUUGAGCUCAUCUCCCUCCUGCAGCCGCCAGGCAGCAGAAAGCACAGUAGUCACUGCAGACAUUCAUGGACGCCAGGAAGAUGACGAAGGUGAUGAGGACAAUGAUCGGUAUGUGGUGGUGAUCUCUAAUUCUUCCCUCAGACCCCCUACGGUGGACACUCCUCUUCUGUCGGAUGAUACUUUAAAUCAAACACACGGAGAUACUGCCACUGACACUUCGUUCCUCCUAUAGCGAUUGGUGCACAGCGGAUAAAAGCUGUGAUAAAACUCUCUCCAUGGUUUGUCAGUAGGUUACUAAUCAUUGUCCUUGGUUGCAUUGGGAGCACCUUCAUGUGUUCUCGUGAUGACACUUUUUAGUAUUGUUAUAUAAGCAAUUUAUGCUUCACAUGGCCAGCUUACAUCUCAUCGACGGGGACAUUUUUUUCACGUCAAUGUCGAGCAUGUUCCAUAAGCUUAAGACACACUGAACUGUGAAACUCUUUACUGUAUUGAAUUUUGUGUUUGACUGUAAAUAUGGAAAUGUACAGCACAUGUAUAAAAAUGAACUUGUAUUGUAAAAAUAAAUACUGACUUAUGGGAAAAAGUGGAAUUUGUGGAUGCAACACUGUAACAAUUAAUUUGACGAGGAAUAUUAUAGUAAAUACUUUGAAAAUAAUAUUAAAGCAGAAAACUUCGCAAAAUAAAAAAGUAAACCUCUCCUUUUAAGAGCAAAUGUGAAAAAGGAAAUAAUAAUAAUAAUUAAUAAAAGUUCAAUUGUUUGAAUGCAGCUGCGUUAUGCUCAACUUUCCCAUCUCAAUUUUUACUUAUGUAUUUAUUUUUUAUUUCUGUUUGGUGGAAGAUUAAUCUAGAGGAAUUAAUAUUAACACCUUUAACAAGGUUGCAUAAAAUAUAACUAUGUCUAAAUUAUUUAGUUCAAAGGCCUGCAGAAAUGCUGUACAUGUAUCAUUUGAUUUCUCUAAUUCUCAUUUGAAUGAGGGAAAAUAUGGAGGCAGACCUGAUCUUCAAAGCUCCGCCCAGAUUUUUAUCAGAAUCUUGUGUUGCUGUGUUUGAAGUUUCAUCACCACAGACAGAUUAACCUGGCUAAAACUGAUGGAUUCACAUUUUUUUUCAGUUUUUUUUGUGAAAAUCCUUUUUAACAAACAUUGUCAGAACUUUCAGUGUUAAAUGUGCACAUGUUAUAUCAAAUGAUCUGUAUUAACUGACAAGUUUAGUAAACCCAAACCAUUAUCUAUUAUCGUUUUCAAGGUCAGGGGUGUCUGCAGGAGCAUAUCCCAGCUGCUAACAGGUGAAAGACAGGGAAAAACCAGUUUGUCACAGGGUACUUUAUUAAAAUAUGCACCAUUUUUGAGUGCGUAAUAAAAAAAGUUGUGUUUGCAACAUCUUAACAGAAUUUCAAUUAAAAUUCACUGUAAAGUAAUUAUAAUCCAAAUCCAGGACAACAGUCUGUUGUCUUGCAUAUCAACUGAAUCGCAUUGCAUUGAAUUUUAAUCUAGUUAUAUUAUUUUGAUUAUCUUUUGUACAUUAUUCACGCAUCUAAAGCAAGUCAAUAAAUAUGAGUUAUAUAUUUUUAUUUUUCCCACCUUUACCUUCAACUUUUGAUAGUUUUCUUUCAUUCAUUCUUUUUUUUAAAUUUUUUAUACAUAUUUAGAGGAAUGGAUUUAUAGGUAAAAGCUGACAAUUCGCAUGUGUACAUAUUUAAUGCAGCUUUUAAUAAAGAGGAUGU
Messenger RNA from Cololabis saira (Pacific saury), 4587 nucleotides. RefSeq names its product c-mer proto-oncogene tyrosine kinase a (gene mertka). NCBI's taxonomy places the organism in Eukaryota, Metazoa, Chordata, Actinopteri, Beloniformes, Belonidae. The transcript is spliced from 19 exons. Gene Ontology annotation, molecular function: ATP binding; transmembrane receptor protein tyrosine kinase activity; protein binding. Gene Ontology annotation, cellular component: signaling receptor complex. The record is from RefSeq and is a predicted model, not a curated record. Bases 283 to 3096 code for a protein of 937 amino acids. Gene Ontology annotation, biological process: multicellular organism development; cell migration; nervous system development.